This is a messenger RNA of Branchiostoma floridae (Florida lancelet), 940 nucleotides long. RefSeq names its product homeobox protein GBX-2-like. Gene Ontology annotation, biological process: regulation of DNA-templated transcription. Lineage: Eukaryota; Metazoa; Chordata; Leptocardii; Amphioxiformes; Branchiostomatidae. The record is from RefSeq and is a predicted model, not a curated record. The coding region runs from base 1 to 909 and encodes 302 amino acids. The transcript is spliced from 9 exons. Gene Ontology annotation, molecular function: transcription cis-regulatory region binding. Gene Ontology annotation, cellular component: nucleus.
AUGGACCUUUCAGAUGUAGAAGAGGACCUGUCCCCUGCGGAUGCCCCAUUUCCUGACUGGAGCGACUCGGAGACGGAGUCAUACCCAGACACGCCCUCGGGCUCCCCACAGCUAGGGCAGACAGAUGGGGAGCAGGAGCAACACCAGGAAUGCUCCCAGGAAGAAGAGCGCGGUUGUCCGGAUGACAGUGUGCCGUACAUCACAGUGGGUUCUGAGGUGGGGCACAAGCUCUGCCUGAGGCUGAAGAGAGACAGGAGGGAUGGACCAGAGGAGAAUCCUGAGGAGGGAGAGGAGAAGAGAGGGAAAACAAGAAUGUUUUCAACUUAUGAGCUGGAGGAGCUGGAGAAGGCAUACAAGCGCGACCCUUACCCAGACAGCUCGGACAAGGACUACCUGGCCACACGGCUCAAGAUCAGCCUAAGGAGAGUUAAGGUGUGGUUCCAGAACAGAAGAAGGAAGGGCCUGAGGCCUGGAGAGCAAAGGCCGAAGAGGAAGGAGAGAAGCUCUAAAGAUGGAGAUGAGAGAGGAGGAAAAAGGAGAAGGGAAAGGUUUUCGCUUGACCAAGUGAGAGAAAUGGAGAAAGUGUUCAAGCAGUUCCCUUACCCAGAGACCCACGUGCGAGAUGACCUGGCCAUGAGAUUUAAGGUCAAACCGGACAGGGUCAGGGUCUGGUUUCAGAACAGAAGAAACAAGUGGAAGACGGGGGAAAAACCAGGACGAAGAGUACCAGAGCGAAGAGACUGCCUCCCAGGCCCUCCACUGUCCCUGGUCCAACAACAUCCUGUGCAGUUUUUAAGAAGAGGAGGUGCUCAUCCAAAAGCUCUUCUAGACCAUCACCACCACCAUCAUCAUCUUAUCCAUCUAACGCCAACUCACACCAUUCCAACCGGUACCUUUACUAAAUCAUGAUAACCUUUACAACUGACAUAUAAUAAAUGGU